AUGGCUCAUAUCUAUUUCUCGGCUGCCCAAGUCAAUGUCUGGAUUGGAAGACGUAACGAAGACACACCCAUGGUAAAGGCUCUAAUCGGGAACUUGGCAAUGUAUAUCAACAAUGUGCUUGCCUUCGAGGGAGCCCUGGGUCCCCUGCUCGAGAGAAAGGUGAAACAACUUGGACUCCCAUCCUUGACCAGGGAGAAUUGGCUACCAUUGGUGAAAUUCUACUUUCAAAAUUGGUUCAGGCGAUCGUGGGUUAUACAGGAAGUGGCACUGGCAAGAAAUGUUCGUAUUGUCAUGGGCGACAAGGGGUACAUCACUUGGGAGGACCUCAGAGAUGCAAAUGGCAUCAUGAACCGACUUGGAUUCUACCCAGGCGGCCUGACCGAGAUGCAGCAGGGACUGGGAGAUGAAUGGAUGUUUCCCGCAAUCGGUUAUCCCGCCGAGAUGAUCGUGGCCACUGGCUUGUGCAAGUCUCGAGAUCUCAACGAACCCGAGUACCCAUUUCUGCUACCUCAAAUCGAGAUUCUCACCGGCUCCGACUCAUGGAGAAGAGGCACGGCCCCGACGCUGGCGUACCUCCUGAUGAGAUGCCGGCGGGCUCACGCUUCUGAUCAGCGAGACAAGGUGUACUCACUACUGGGUAUAGCCAAGUUUGCAGCCACCGUCAAGGGGGCUCCCACAACUUGCAUAGAGGUUGGCUACACAGAUUCCUCGACGCCGGGGACGGUUUUCAUAAAGGCAACAACCUUCAUUCUCGAAGAAUGCAAUCAUCUGGCUUUCAUCUCCCUCGCAAGUCUAAUUACAUGCAAGAAUGGCGAGAAUCUCGAGCUAACGCCGGAUUUGCCGUCUUGGGUCCCCGACUUCUCGACUUCAGUCCAGCACGCAACAACCACGCCGCUGCUCUGUUACUCAAAACAUUAUGAAUUCGACGCUUCCUGGUACCGUGAGCUUGGAUCCCUUGGCCUGCGCAUCGAUGGUGCCGAGCUUCAUGUCAAAGCUGUUCGAAUAGGGACGUUGUCAGUUGUUUCGACUUCCGUUGCUGAGGCUCUCAUGCUCACCUGGGAAUUUGAGCCUUUCGCUGCGCUUCUCCUGAAAUGCGCCCAGCGUUACACUCCUACAGGCGAGCUGGCUGUCGAGGCCUUUUGGCGCACUCUCAUUUUCGACACAGAGACGCACGGCGCACACCCAGCGAGCCCGGAACUAGGCAGUGCCUUUGGAUGCUGGGUCCUUCUGAUAAUAUUAUAUUAUGUGCAACACUCCGAUCUUCCUGGAUAUGGUUGUGAAGCGACCAUUCGCUGCAUGAAGCACUACAAAGCUCUCGCCGACCGGGACGCAGAUGUUGCGGGUGACAUGCUACCCGAUUUUGAUCGGGUACGAGACACGCUACGCCGGCUGGGCCUUGUUAGAAACGCAGAAGGGAAGCUGGUGGUCGAUUUACCGGAUGAAGAAAACCGCAGGAUUAAACGGUUGGGCGAUUCCUUCGGGUCUCUAGUGAACAUCUUUGGGUAUUUCCGGCGUUUCUUCCUGACAGAAGAGGGCCACAUGGGGAUGGGCGGUCUUGCAGUGAAGGAGAAUGACAGUGUGUGGGUUGUUUCAUCCUGUCCUGUGCCUUUGGUUCUGAGACGUCGGCAAGAUGGCUCGUAUCAGUUGAUAGGAGAUAGCUAUGUGCACGGAAUUAUGCAUGGCGAAGCAGUCAAGAGCGCCAGGUGGGAAGAUGUAUGUAUUACUUAG
Messenger RNA from Fusarium falciforme, 1728 nucleotides. Its product is annotated as HET domain-containing protein. The record is from RefSeq and is a predicted model, not a curated record. The transcript has a single exon. Bases 1 to 1728 code for a protein of 575 amino acids. Lineage: Eukaryota; Fungi; Ascomycota; Sordariomycetes; Hypocreales; Nectriaceae.